Lactuca virosa is the source of this 1145-nucleotide messenger RNA. NCBI's taxonomy places the organism in Eukaryota, Viridiplantae, Streptophyta, Magnoliopsida, Asterales, Asteraceae. The record is from the annotation of a GenBank genome assembly.
AUGGAGUCGUCGGCUUGGCUACCGGAACUGGAAAUGCAAGAGCAAGGGUUCAUGAAUCAAUACCAGAUGAACAAACCUUAUCAUCAUAUGAUGGAUCAUGAUUUCAGUGUUGAUUCAUUUUCCUCGGAAAGCUACACAGAAAACCCAUCUUUUAUCGAUCAAUCUUUUCAAACUUCGAAGGGCCUUGAAGAACCAUCCAAUAUCAAGCAGCUAACUAGCUACAAAAAGAGCAAUAGUAUUAACAUGAAUUUUACUCCAACUGAAAAAUCGAGGCCAAAGCUAGUUUCUGAUACUCAUAAUACCUUCACAAUUUCUUUUGGGGAUAAAAAGCCUAAAGACGAGAUCCUUUCUUUUAGCGAUUCACUGGGUUUCACAGCAGCUGAUACCAAAAAAGCUCCGACCAUGAUAAGGAACCCUAUUCAGGUUCAAGAUCAUGUGUUGGCCGAGAGGAAGAGAAGAGAGAAGUUGGCUCAGCGGUUUAUUUCUUUGUCUUCCCUUCUUCCUGACCUUAAAAAGAUGGACAAGGCAACUGUGUUAGAAGACGCAGCGAAUUACAUACAAGAACUUCAAGGCCGUGUGAAGGAACUUGAGGGUUUAUCAGAACUGAAAAGAAAGAACAUGCAAGGGUCAGAUAUAUCUGCUAAGAGAUCGAGGCUUAGUUGUAGCGAUGACGAUGGUUCUUCUUCUAAUGAAACAAACUUUGAAGAGAGUAGUAAUCCUUGUAAUCCAGAGAUUGAAGUGAGGGAGUCAGGAUUCAGUCUACUAGUAGAAAUCUACAGUCGGAAAAACUGUACAACAUUGGUCAAAGUGCUAAGAGAGAUACAGAAGCUUGGUCUAUCUGUCAUCAGUAGCAGCACCAUGCCGUUUGGUGAUACUACUCUUCUUAUCACCAUUGUUGCUCAGAAGAAUGAUGACUUCAUUAUGUCAUCAAUGGAUCUUGUGAAGAACCUCCAACUAGCUAUUUGUACUUUUAACUAACAACACAUCCUUGUCAAUUUAUCAAACGGCUCACAUGUGUAAGAAAGGAAAAUAGUUGAGAACAUUUUCAUCCGGCCCCUUUGAUGAUUCAGCCUUUUCUAAUACGGUUGUUUGAAUAUGUGAUUUAUUUUAGAUGUAUCGGUAUAUAAGAUCAUGUCCGUCCCACC